CAUCCGGAAUCCGCAUUCACUACGCGCCCUCAUUUCGAAAAUUGGUGUGUCGGAGGAAGGUCAGGAUUCCAACAAAAUGUCGAAUGAAAUUGAACACCAGAAAAGGCGACAGAUCCGCCACCAGUAUCGUAACUUGAUUACAGAAACACAGAAAAACAGUCUUGAAUUAUCAAACCUAGAAAACACAGGAUUAAAUGAUGCAUUGAACAGAGCAAAUGAACUCUUUGAAGAUGUCAAGGAGAUUAAGGGGACCAGGGAAGCAGCGAUGGAUUCUUCAUUCUUAGUAAUUGCAUCAGCUAUUGGGAAGCAGCGAGCACAGAAACUCCACACUGAUCUUGUCAAGUUUGAUGCGAGAGAAUUCAUAGAGAAGCUGGUAACUUACAUGAGUGGGCGAGCAAUGGCACCUGAUACUCAAAGCCAGAAUAGAAGACACAUAACACCUGAGGCAUGGAAAGAGCUUGGUAAAGAAGCAAGAUUACACUUCAAAAAGGCACCAGCAUUUCAUUCUUUAUUAGGAUCGUUUGGACAUGAAAAACCGAAGAAAAACCCAAGAAAGAACACGCAAAAUAAAGAGAAGGAGAUAGGGCCUACAGCAGUACCGAAACAGUUGUCGUCAGUUGUACAGAGUCACCAGGAGGUGACAACAGAAGAAGUGGGGAGGAUCAUGGCAAUAUUGAAGCAGUACACAUAUUAUGAAGACGAUUCCAUGGAUAUUGAACCGGUGAGACUGUUUGACUUUGUUGUGAAUCCUGAUUCAUUUGGUCAGACUAUCGAAAACAUAUUCUAUGUUUCAUUUCUGGUAAAGGAUGGACUUGCUAUGAUUGAGCUCGACACUGAUGGCCUGCCGGUCAUUCGGCCAUGUGAACCUUAUAAGGAAGGUCAAAGCAAGGAGACUAUCCAUAAAAAACAAUUUAUGUUCUCAUUGACCAUGGACAAAUGGAAGGAACUUAUUGAAGUAUUUGAUAUAGGACAACCUCUGAUACCAACAAGAAAAUCGACGAGGUAAGUGAAGUGGUGGAAGCUUGUACAUAAAUUUUGAGGGUGCUUCGGCAACGGUAGAUCUUCACCUGGUACCUAUAUUGCGGAAGUCCGUCCUUUUUUCUAUUUCAUGACCGAAACAGCGACCGGUUUCACUGUGGCUCCCUUGUUCACUUUUAUUAAAUACUGGAUCUGCCCUUGAUACAGUAACUUAAGACGAGAAAUUUUACCUUGUUUUAUACCUUGUUUCGCGAACUCGCUGCCCGCCAAAAUUGAUGAUUUCAAAUAAAAAUAAAAUUUUAUUUUUGGCCAAUUAACGCACCCGCCACCACAAAAAAAAAGAAAUGGAAAUUUCAGA
Molecule: messenger RNA, 1336 nt
Organism: Anneissia japonica
Lineage: Eukaryota; Metazoa; Echinodermata; Crinoidea; Comatulida; Comatulidae
Product: non-structural maintenance of chromosomes element 4 homolog A-like
Exons: 11
Coding region: 77-1006 (309 amino acids)
Biological process (GO): DNA repair
Cellular component (GO): Smc5-Smc6 complex; nucleus
Source: RefSeq, a predicted model, not a curated record